This is a messenger RNA of Lentinula edodes (shiitake mushroom), 362 nucleotides long. RefSeq lists its product as uncharacterized. The record is from RefSeq and is a predicted model, not a curated record. NCBI's taxonomy places the organism in Eukaryota, Fungi, Basidiomycota, Agaricomycetes, Agaricales, Omphalotaceae. The annotation marks the transcript as partial. The transcript has 3 exons.
UUACAGUCAGGAUUUUGGAGACUUUGAUCUGUGUGGAUUUCAGACAAUGGUGGUGUUGAUCACGUCACAUAAGUAGGAUGCGAAAAACAAGACUAUAUCCCCACUCGGGCAAAGAAGAACUCGAGUCUCAGCUCUGUGGUAUGAGCGAAGAGGAUAUUUCGGCUCUGGUGGAACAGAUUGGGCAGAGAAAGGUUGAAAAGUUAGCACGUAUUGAAAAGUUCAAGAAUAUAUAUCGUAGGAGGCCUGCAGAGGAAGAGGAGGAUUCAGAUGAGGAUACGGAUAAGGAAGACGAGCUUAAGAGAUGCACAGUAAUGUGAUGAAGGACGGACUUUGAAGACUUUGCUUGAAAGUGGAAUAAAUAG